AUGUAUGCAGAUGACACGGUUCUUUAUUUCUCUUCCUCUACGUUGUCGGAACUUGAGGAAAAUUUGAAUGCUGACCUUGAAAUCCUUCGCAGAUAUUUAAAUGACAAUCUUUUAACUUUGAACGCUGAGAAAAGCAAAUUUGUAAUCUUCGGCAGCACGCGUAAACUCAAUUCAUUCCGUGAGUUUUCAUUAGAGAUCAACGCACAUAACUUGGAACGUAGAGACACCUUCAAAUACCUUGGCAUUAAACUUAAUCAAAAUAUGUCUUGGUCGGACCAGAUUGAUGCCCUUAGCAAAAAAGUCAGCCAACGACUUGGAGUUCUGCGUCGUGUUAAGUAUUUGCUGCCUCUACAUGGUCGUUUGGCGAUAUAUAACAGUCUCAUUUUACCGUUAUUUGAUUAUGCAGAUAUUGUGUGGGGGGACAAGAACAAUAAAGUCCUAAUGCAUAAUCUCCAGGUUCUGCAAAAUAACGCAGCAAGAACUAUACUGGAUUAUCCCAAAUACUUUUCCGGUACCGAAGCCCUCGCACAGCUAAACUGGAUGCCUCUAUCAGAACGUCGACGCCAACACCGUUGUAUUGGUAUUUAUAAAUGUAUAAAUAAGUAUAUAAAAUAUCAAUUCAACCUAGUUCAAAACGUUGAAAUUCACUCCCACAACACACGCCGCCGUCAGGAUUUACAUCUUCCACGCUCGCGUACUAACUGGGGAAAACAACGCUAUAUAUACCAAGCAGUCGUUGAUUGGAAUAACCUUAAUUUAGACCAAAGACAAUCGAACAAUUUGACUUCUUUUAAGAACUCUAUAUAAUAACUCUAUAUUAACUUAGACCAAAGACAAUCGAACAAUUUGACUUCUUUUAAGAACUCUAUAUACGAUUUUAGCUGAUAUAAUUUUAAACAUACUUUUUUAUAUAUGCUAUUAUAAUGUAGUUUCAUUUGUAUUUUAAUUGAUAUCGUAGGACCUGCCUGAAAAUCACCUUGUUGUGAGUGUAGCUUCCUACUGAAAUACUGUUAUAAUAAUAAUAAUAAUAAAGUUCAAAUAUUUAUUCGAAAUGUCCAAGCGAAGAUGCGAUAUACAAAACGAAUUGCAGUUCUAGAUUCGUCAACAAACAAUUUUUCAAGUUCAAAAUAUUGAAAGUUCAGCGAGAGAGUUCAGUGCUUUUUGGUGUAUUUUUAUUAUUAUUAUUAUUAUUAUUAUUAUUAUUAUUAUUAUUAUUAUUAUUAUUAUUAAGUAAGUGAAUUGUAGACUCAUUUGUAUUUACAAAGUGAGCCGCCAUUUGUUUUUUCAAAUCAUUAAUUGUGCAAUUAAUGAAAAAUUACACUUUUAACCAGUCAGAUUGCAGUAAUUUUGUCAGGUAUAUAGUAAUAAAAGUAAAUAAAGAAUGUUAAAGGGACAAAUGAAAUGCAGUGAAAAAAUUAAAUAGUAAAACCAAUGAACCAGGAAAGAAAGAAAUUUAAUAAGGUAUCAUAAAUGUUCAAGGAUUCAUAAAUGUUCAUACUAUUUUUUCUAUGUAUAGAUGAAAGAGUAAUUGUAGGAUAUGCCAUUUAUGUCAAUUCGUAUUCGACUUGGAAAGGAAGGUCUCUUUGGAUUGAAGAUCUCUUUAUUAGACCAGAUUCACGAGGUGUGAUAUUAUCAAAUUGAUUGUCUCACUAAAUGCACGCGUAGGAGUGUUUUGCCAUAUUUAAAAUGCGAGUGCGUUGCACGAGCAUUUUAGAUAUGAUAAAAUACGACUACAAGACAUAGUGUUUUGAAUUGCUUUGAAGCACGACUAGAAUAGAUGCCGUCUCAUUAGUAUUCUUUACAUAAAGAAUGCUAAUUAGGAUGGACUUUUAUAUAAAGAAUACUAAUGAGAUGAGUUUCAUCAGGUAUAAAGCCUCAUCACGUGACAAAUUUGAAAUAUUAAUCAAAGCCUUGUUUAUGAAACAAAUGUUUUUUGUUGAAUUUUCGAUUAUUUACUCUCAGUUUAUAGAAGUAGUAAUGGUGGAGUGUGGCCACACUCCAUCACCACACUGCGCCACCACACUUCGCCACCACACUCAGCUACACCACCUCACUCCGCCGCCACACUCCACCGGUAUCACCACACUGCGCCGCCACACUCCGCUACAAAAAUUAUCUGCCACACUCCACCACCACACUCCACCGCCACAAAAAUCCAGCCCGAACGGCCCUAGGGUAACGUUUUGAUUAAGAAACUUUAACUUCUCAAUUUUCAAUAUAUACUGUAGUAAUAGAGAAGUAUAACAGUUACUAGUUUUCUAACAGUAUGAAUGAGAAAUUCACUCGUACAUGUUUUGCUUUCGAUAUUCCACGGUCAGCCGGCAUGAUAUUUCCUGAUAAUCGUAACUUCUUGGCGAGUGUACUACUACUACAGGUAGUUUAUAAUUAUAUUCUAAUGGCGUGUUUCUUUUUUCAUGUAAAGGUAAAGGAAUUGGACAAGAAUUUUUAAAAUGUCUUUCAAAGGUAAAAUUUUAAUUUUACAUUAUUAAGCUAGCUAUUAGCAUGAAUCUUUUUCUUUGGGGGAUAAAACGUUUGAUUUGACGUAUUAUUAUAUCAAACGGAAUAAACAAUCAUAAUAAAUUAUUAUAAUAAACCAAGUACUACAAUGUCUGAUUUGUAUCGAAAGCAAUACUAGAAAUCAAUCCGGUACCUCGACCAGGUUAUUGCUGUUGCAAAAAAGAUGGCUGACAAAUUUUAUAGGAGGUAUAUAGCCACAAACUCUUGUUGAAAUGCCAACCUAGAAGAUAACUAGAAUGUAAAUACCUUUUAGGAAAACUUAAAUAUGUCUCUUCAAAAUAGUUAAAAUCAAUAUUCCCAACCGAAUAUGCUAGGUUAAUGCAUUACUUAACUAACGUUACGAUUUAACUCUUAAAGAUUGCACUCGAUAAUGGGCUGGCCAAAAUACGUUGUAACGUUUUAAGCUGGAAUAAAAUCGCCAUUUCAUUUUAUAACAAGAUUGGCGGGAUUGUGGAGGAAGACUGGAGACAAUGCACAUUCACUCGGGAAAUCAUGAAAGAACUAGUGAAUUCUUAGCUUUAUGGUUGCACCAUUGUUAAUAUUUAUAGGGAUGAUGAUAAUUUUUUUGUGCUGUGUAGAAAACUCAAGCUAGCUCGUAUACGCAUUUUUAACACGAUUUCGAUAACACUAUCCCACACAGCAUAGACUUAAAUUCAGUAUUCAAUUUCCCCGCAAACCAUAGCUUAAUUGGCAAUUCCAGGUUUUCGUUUAUGCGUACAGAGGGGGAUGGGAAUUAAGGUAUCAUAUGCUGAAAAAAUAAUUUCAAUUAUGCUGAAAAAAUAAACAUCGCGGGCGUGUAAACACGUACACUUGCUCCAAGUCUCUCUUUCAUUGUCAUAUAGUAUCGAUCCACUAUAGUGUACAUUACAUGACGUAGCACGGAGGAGCGGAGCGAGAAAGAGAGACUUGUUAACUUCGGAAAAUCUCGGUUCAAAACUGAACCGAAAAUGCAAGACUUGCUUUAAUUGUUUUCUGUCAGUGUUUAUAUGCAUUGAUCUAGCACAAUGUAAAUAAAAUCAGUUCCAUUUCAGUAAAUAAUACAGAAAGGAAUUGAAAGAAAGCAAGCAAUUAAAGGAAGUCUUGCAUUUUCGGUUCAGUUUUGAACCGAGAUUUCUCUCUUUCUCGUUCCGCCUCUCUGUGCUACGUCAUGUAAUGUACACUAUAGUGGAUCGAUAUGACAAUGAAAGAUAGAGCAAGUCUAGUAAACACGGAGUGGAUAGCUUGUACUUGUAAUUAUUGAAGUAUUUCAGUUGUUUCGGCAGUUUUUAUUGACAUUUUUCAGGAAAAUUAGCAGUAUGGUACCCUACUUCCCGUCACCCCCCGCCCGCAUCAAUGAAAAUGCCUAUCACUUUCAAAAGUACAAAAUGCCAAAUGGCGUGAUCUACCCACUCAAUUCGAGUACACAAACGGCUUCAUGUACCCGCUUAACUCUUUCUCAACCGGCCCCUAUUUGAUAUUUUACUAUUUAAGAGGCAAUUUUUUUCAAUGAAAAGUGUAAUGAAAAGUGUUCAAAACCUAAAAUCUUUUUGGCGUUCCUCUCAAAUUACUUUGUUUUAGCGUUAUUCUCCAGCUUAUAGAGUUAGCUACCUUUUUAAAUGCAUCUGCCGGUUGAGAAACACAAAAUAAUAGUUAAAAAUUGUCAAUUAAAACACAACUAUCAAUGAUGCUUUAAAAUUGACGCCAUAUUUACAGCCAUAUAAGCAAAACUUACUGAACUUCAGACAUCAUUUUCUCUUUGGCGUAUCAUCUAUAAUCUCAUCAUUUUGGCAUUAUUUUACAGAUAAGGCACUAAACAUACUUUUUAAGUUUGUUUGCCGAUUGAGAAACG
Molecule: messenger RNA, 4345 nt
Organism: Paramuricea clavata
Lineage: Eukaryota; Metazoa; Cnidaria; Anthozoa; Malacalcyonacea; Plexauridae
Source: the annotation of a GenBank genome assembly